This is a messenger RNA of Trametes versicolor FP-101664 SS1, 261 nucleotides long. RefSeq lists its product as uncharacterized. The record is from RefSeq and is a predicted model, not a curated record. Gene Ontology annotation, biological process: DNA repair; telomere maintenance. The annotation marks the transcript as partial. Lineage: Eukaryota; Fungi; Basidiomycota; Agaricomycetes; Polyporales; Polyporaceae. Gene Ontology annotation, molecular function: DNA helicase activity. The transcript has a single exon.
UUGAAUGUGGAACAAAAACGUGCCUUCGCUAUUGUAGCAAACCACUCUUUAUUAAACAAGCCAGAUCCUCUACGCAUGUUUAUGGGUGGUGUUGGUGGUACCGGCAAGUCCCGGGUCAUCCAAGCACUCACCUCUUUCUUCGCCGAACGCAAUCAGGCACGUCGGUUACGCUUGGCAUCCUUCACCGGUGUAGCUGCACGCAACAUCGCCGGCACUACCCUGCAUGCCGCACUGUCUUUAGAUCAACGCCGUAACGGUAAA